This is a messenger RNA of Anopheles nili, 2832 nucleotides long. RefSeq names its product arrestin homolog (gene Arr2). Gene Ontology annotation, cellular component: cytoplasm. Gene Ontology annotation, biological process: G protein-coupled receptor internalization; signal transduction. Bases 226 to 1422 code for a protein of 398 amino acids. The transcript has 4 exons. NCBI's taxonomy places the organism in Eukaryota, Metazoa, Arthropoda, Insecta, Diptera, Culicidae. The record is from RefSeq and is a predicted model, not a curated record. Gene Ontology annotation, molecular function: G protein-coupled receptor binding.
GCAGAGCCGAGCACUUUUUUCGUCGCGAGUGAGGAAAAUCAAAAGCCAAACGGGAGUAAAAUAAAAAACCGACAUAUUCCGUCACGACCAAAAACCUUUGUGAGCAGUGUCAUUUGUCUGAGUGUUUGAGCUUCGAGUCGUACCGACACCGCGAACAGAUUUCGAGCGUUAUCUAAGCCGAUCGAGUUUGCUUGUGAUCACCGUCCGUUGUAACUUCGUCCAGUGAUGGUUGUCGCAGUGAAAGUUUUCAAAAAAUCCGCACCGAAUGGCAAGCUGACCGUCUAUCUCGGCAAGCGAGACUUCAUCGACCACACGGACUACUGUGAUCCGAUCGAUGGCGUCAUCGUGCUGGAUGAGGAGUACCUGCGAGGCCGCAAGGUCUUCGGGCAGCUCAUCACCACCUACCGCUACGGUCGCGAAGAGGAUGAGGUGAUGGGUGUGAAGUUCUCCAAGGAGAUGGUCCUGACGAAGGAGCAGAUCUAUCCGAUGGAGAACGCCAACAUGGAGAUGACACCGAUGCAGGAGCGUCUGGUCAAGAAGCUGGGCAAGAACGCUUUCCCGUUCACCUUCCAUUUCCCGACCAUGGCGCCAAGCUCGGUUACGCUGCAGGCCGGUGAAGACGAUCAGGGCAAACCGCUCGGUGUGGAGUACGCGAUCAAGGCGCACGUUGGCGAGGAUGAGAGCGACAAGGGCCACAAGCGCAGUGCCGUCAUGCUGCUGAUCAAGAAGCUGCAGUACGCUCCGGCGUCCCGUGGCCGUCGUCUGCCCUCAUCGCUCGUCAGCAAGGGUUUCACCUUCUCGCAGGGCAAGAUCAACCUCGAGGUGACGCUCGAUCGUGAGAUCUACUACCACGGUGAGAAGAUCGCCGCUAACAUCGUCGUCACGAACAACUCCCGCAAGACCGUCAAGAGCAUCAAGUGCUUCGUUGUGCAGCAUUGUGAGGUCACGAUGGUCAACGCCCAAUUCAGCAAACACAUUGCCUCGCUGGAGACUCGUGAAGGCUGCCCGAUCACGCCUGGGGCCAGCUUCACGAAGUCCUUCUUCCUUGUGCCGCUCGCGUCAAGCAACAAGGACCGACGGGGCAUCGCACUGGACGGCCAUCUGAAGGAGGAUGACGUGAACCUCGCCUCAUCCACGAUCAUCGGUGAGGGCAAGUGUCCUACGGAUGCGAUGGGUAUCGUCAUCUCGUACUCGCUGCGUGUGAAGCUGAACUGCGGCACGCUCGGUGGUGAGCUGCAGACGGAUGUGCCCUUCAAGCUGAUGAACCCGGCACCUGGAACCGUCGAGCGGGAGCGUGUGAAUGCGCUGAAGAAGAUGAAGUCGAUAGAGCGUCAUCGUUACGAGAACUCGCACUACGCCGACGAUGACGACAACAUCGUGUUCGAGGACUUUGCGCGCCUGCGAAUGAACGAGCCAGAGUAAAGCCCGUGAACUUCCGAGCCUAAUGUCCACCUUUAGCUGCACCCCGCCAAAUGCCUCACAACACGCCACGCCACGCCAACCGUCUAGCCACGCGUUCCAGCCCCAAACGUUCCCAGGAGAGCGCGCAUAGGUACGCUUGACCCCGUAGGGAGCUGUCUAUGGCUAGCUAAGGGACUCCGCCCUGCCCAGCAGCAUGUUUACCUGAAACCGCGUAACAACACCCUUGUGAUAGCGCUAUGAUGCAAUUUAAAUUAAAAAAUAGCACCAAAGAAAAAACGGAUAAAAGAGAGGGCGAACGCUAAGUGCUCCCCUAAGAUUAGCGAUACAUUAGAUAAAGAACGUAAAAAGGACGAAAACGAGGCGACAAAGUAGCUUCGAACAAAAAAAAAAAGAACAGCAGAGUAACUGAGUGAUUAUAAGAAGAUUAAAAAUUUGAUUCAUCGAUUAAUUCGUUGUCACACGGACACGGCUCGCGGUCCCGGUAGCGAAACAUCCACGCGUGGGGCAAACGACUGCGCAGUCACGAACGACGCCCCAGGAUCCCGGAGGAUAACGGCCGAGCCUCAGGCGCAACCGGGAACGUGCCCCGCCGGCAAAGGGCACAAUUAAUCGAUCAAUCGAAGAGCAACUAAAGGCCGCUAAGAGGCCAAAUACGAAUACAAGCCAACAAACCAAAUAAGCAACACACCCCAAGCGAACACCAGAAGUGAACGAAAUCGAAACUAAUCUAGUGCAGCUCGAUUCGGGGCGCGCGUUUUUCCCACCCCACCCACCGGGAGUAGGGUGGGAAAAACGACCCCACUCGAAUCGCUGGCGACAGCAGCCUUAGACAGUAAGACGUUUUAUUUUCUUUUUCUGUGAGAACGACGAGCGACGAAGGACACCAGGCCAGGAGCAUGUUGAUUCGCGUGCGAACACUUAUUGAGGAAGAAAAAACAAUGCCUGAUUUCGCGAACGAACGUAAAAGAUCAAAAAAUUAAGAACUACUCUCACACAUUCAAACGGAGGUAACGAACGGAACGGAACGGGCGAUGUUGCGGACGAAAUCCUGACCGAAUCCUGGCCGCCAUUCGCCGACCAUUCCGCUUGUCGUGCUCCUUACUGCGAGUCAAUUAUUGUUUUCAUUGGUUGAUUAAGCUUGAUAUGAUUUGCAAAAGCGGUUCGGUGAACCAUUUCUUCAAGCAUACGAAGGACACAGGAACGACCAUGGACGACAAAUAAACGGCAACAAGACAAUAGGCAUUUCGGAUCGACCGACGAGGAACUCAUUCCAACGCAGCUGGCGCGUGCCCUCGCGCACCGCAGCGACUACGCGAUCGAUAAUUAUGUUUUCUAAUCUAAUUUGGCAAUUGUUACUAUAUAAUUGGAGAUAAAAUGCAGAGCAGCAAAAAAAAAUGCGAUCCAGCAUGA